This is a messenger RNA of Drosophila takahashii, 3342 nucleotides long. RefSeq lists its product as uncharacterized. The record is from RefSeq and is a predicted model, not a curated record. NCBI's taxonomy places the organism in Eukaryota, Metazoa, Arthropoda, Insecta, Diptera, Drosophilidae.
UAACGAGCCGAGGCGGGGCAGAAAGAAGACCCAGAUUUGCAAAGUUCGUGCCAUAAAUCUGCUGUUUGCAUGGAAUUAAUACUCAACUAGGAGGGGGAGGCCAAAGGAGGUGCUGCACAUGCAACACACAUUAGUGGGUCACUCGAAGAUGAUGACGCUGCUGACCGCAACCGCAGGAACAGCAAAAGCAAAAGCAAGAACAACCAGAGUCGUUUUGUGGCAGCGGGGGAAAAUUAUAUAAAAUUAUCAUGCAGGGCAGGCAGCUAGCUGGUUGGCCACUCGACAGCGGCAGGCGGGACAAGGCUGAACAUCAGCAGAAUCAGAAGCAAGAGCUAAUGGCGACGUAUACGUAAUAUGCGCCAUGACGUAUACGUAAUGUGCACCGGGGUUUGGCCAAUUUGUCCAAGCGAGCGAGAACCACUGAGCCAACGGAAACGAAAGCACGGACACAAAAACAGAAACCCGAGCUGCAAACUAUAACUAAAACUGAAACUGUUAACGACGGCAACGAAACUUCUUGGCCAAAUGGCGAAAGUUUUCAAACAAUUGCGAAUGUGUUGAGAAGACCGGCAGCCGGUGCAAAAAUGACAAAAUGGCGAAGUUAACGUUGCCCUGUCUACUGCGGCGAUUGCAGCUGGUGGCGCUGCAAUUGCAACUGCAACUGCAGCCACAACAACAACAACAGCAGCAGCAACAGCAACCUCCACACGGUUGCCACUUGAUGACCAUGCAACUGGGCCAGGCCGUGCUCCUCUACGGCUGCCUACUGCUGCUCCACGCCUCCGUAUCCGCCUCUGUCCUGGCCUCGUCCUCGACGGACGCGGCUGUCCUUCCAGCACUGGCGAAUCUCUCCACCACAGUGGACCUGGAUGGAUCGCCGACUCAGCAACAGCAUGAGCUUCUCGAGAAACGCACGCGGAAGCGCGAUGCCGCCAAUGUGCCUGACGAUGACGAAUAUGGCAGUUAUCCGGACGAUGUCGACGACUUGGAGGCCUUGCUUAAUAAUAAGUCAGCUAAGGGGAAAUAUAUUGGAGCGCCGUGCAACGAGCUGAAGUGUGACGUCAAGCUGCUGCACGUGUCCUGCGACAAGGAGUCGCAAACCUGCAGCUGUGAACGCAAUUAUCCCGUGCAGCUCGGACUGAUAAAGGGUUGCGCCAAACCUAAAAAACUGGGCGAUCAGUGUUUCUACGAUGAAACAUGCAUCUACAACGACGAGAACUCCCUUUGUGUUCAGGUGCGGCACAACGCGAUGUGCCAAUGUGCCAGCGGAUUUCACUCCGUUAGCUAUGUGAAGCCAACGCGCCGCGUCUUCUGCACUCCAGAUCUCAGCGAACUGAGUUCGGAUCUGCCCACUUUGCUGGGCGUCUCCACGGGCAUAGCCGUACUGGCCGGUCUCAUCUGCAUGGUGCUGCAUCUGUUCAGCAAAACGAAGUACCCGAGGCAUCGAAAUUACGGAGACGCCAGCAUUCCGCCGCCUAUUCUCUAUUCCAGCGAUACAGGGAUUCCGCUCACCGUUCACUCGGCGCGUCCGUCGUCGCGUUCCAGCAUCCGGUCGACGGGAUCGAUUGGAUCCUACGGCAACCGACGUGCCUCGUCCGGCGGACUGGGCGGGGGAGCCGCCGGAGGAGGCGUGGCAGGCGGGGCCGGCGGAGGAGGCGCGGCAGGAAGCGGCUCGAAGGGCAUCCUGGUGUCGACGUCUCGAACAGGUUCUCGAAGACCAAGUCUAGCGUCGGUGCACAGCACCAGUUCCUCGGUGCGCAGCUACAGCAUGAUGCGCUUCGAGAAGGAGACGCAACAGAAGGAAAUCCGUCAGGAGAUGAAGUUGCGACUGGCCCGCUUGCAGCAGCAGCAGCAUCUUACACAGAACAAGCCACAGAUCGUCAUCGGCGAGGCGUUGAUGCAACACGGCGCCCUCAGUCGCGUCACCAUGGCCACGCCCAGUCCCCUAACGCCCAACUCACUGGACGAGCUGCUGCCGUCGCUGGAUGAAAAUCAGGAGUAUCCUCCCAGACUGGAGACGACGUUGAAGCAGUUCAUACAGCCUCAGGUUGGAGGAGCAGGUUCCUCCGGAGCUGGAGCCGCCUUGAGGGCAGCUGCUUCCCAAUCAUCCCCGGGCAGUUCGAAUGGAUAUCACGGCCCCUGCAGCUCUUCGACUGAGGCCCUCUAAAGUUAGUUCGUGCAUAAGUAGGCCCAAGUUUAAAUUAGCUCGUAAGUAAUCAAAAAUGUAUCAUCUAAGUAAUCUGCGUAGUAGGCAAGGAGUUGCGUUAUGAGCCCGUUGCUAAUUAAAUUGAAUUCAAAUUGAACGUCAAACGUGUUGUAGUCAGCUUAGAUUAUGUGUAACAUAGUAAGUAACCCAACUAGGUUAAGCCUAGAACUAAUUCUAAGUCAUAAGUGAGUUCCCAAAUUAGACAGCCUUUGUGUGUAUCAUAAUACGUAGGAGCUAGUCGAAACAUUUUGUACGUGUGUGUAUAUUGUCAUACAAUUUUUGUAGAAGUUAUACAAGCGAGAAUCCAGCUAUUGACAAAGAGCAGGCUGGGCCAAGUGGAAGGGGUUCCGAAAAUUGGUGCUGACCGAUUAGAAUCGCUGAUGAAGAAUUGAUAAGCCACUUGGCCUUUCACUUAUGUAGAUCAACAUGAAUUGAUUAGCUUAAAUUAGUCUAGUGUUUAUCGUUAGCGUGAGAUAGUACUGAUAAAAUAUACGCAAGAUGAAUUUAUACAAAAUCGGUUUAUACAACAGUAGUUUCUUGUACAUUGUACUCAUAAUGACAACUGUAUCGGAAUAUGCCAGAUUGUUCUAGCUAAAUCAAUAAUUAUGUUAAGCCAUCGCCACGAAAUAAAUCAAAAAGUGUUAAUAUAUCAAGUUAGGACAAUUUAAGUGAGCGACGAAGAGGUAUUUUGUUCUUUGUAGGAAUAGAAAUCUUUAACGCACAUUCCUAUUGCUGGAGGUGCAAAGUCAAUUUUAGUUUACGACUUACGAAUUUUUCUACAGAGGCGUUUCAAGUGAAUACAAUAAUCGAAAAUGUGUAGAUCAAAUGUACAUUACUUACUCGAUGGUAAUAUUAUUUAAUAUUUGAUACCAAGGUUGUUGACUGUAGUUGAUGUUCUCUACAUCGUUUGGUUCCAUGAUUUAUUGUAUCCUAUCUAUAGAUCCGUUCUCAAUAGUACGAAAUACAGCAGCUAUUCAAAAAUCGUUACAUAUACACCUAUACAAGCAUAUACAUAAGUGUAUGCAUAUUUGUACUUAACUAUGCUAUACAUACGAUGAGUAGACACAUAUCUGGAGUUCAGUGUUGGUUGAUGUUGGGAGUAAAUAGAAAUAAAUGCAAUUUUGUGUUUUCAACAA